AUGGCGCAGCCAGUGCAGAGCAAGUUGGACCUCGAGGAGCGCGUCUCCUACAUCCAAUCCAACGCGCACGACAAGGACGCCAACGGCGACGGGUAUGCUGAUGCCAAGACGCCCGGCGAGCUCGAAGACGGCGCGCUCGUCGAGGGCGGCGCGCUGCACCUCUUUUCGCGCGAAGCCUUUGGUCUCUUCUCGCAGUACGGCGCGAUCGGUGUCAUUUACGGCAUGAUCCCGACCUUGGUCUACCCGCUCUACACGGUGUACCUCGGUAUGGAAGGCUACCAGACCGCCUCGUACGGCGUCCUCGUCACCACGGGCUGGUCGUUCAAGGUCUUCUUUGGCAUGCUUUCGGAUUGCGUGCCCAUCAUGGGCUACCGCCGCAAGUCGUGGAUGCUCAUCGGCUGGACCCUCACGAUGAUCGCCCUCGCUAUCAUGACAUUCACGCCGUUCGGCAAGCCGUUCUGCGACCGCCGCUUGACGAAGGACCCCAAGGUGUGCGAAACGGCCACCACCAAGCUCUCCACGAGCGACCUCGAGGCCUUCUUCGACUUGGACGCGCCCAACCGCGGUGCGCUCUUCAUCAUGAUGAGCAUGCUCGUCUCGUUCGGCUACGUCAUCGCGGCCUGCGCGUCCGAUGCCAUGGUUGUCCAGUACGCGCAGCGUGAGCCCGUGGCCAUCCGCGGCCGUGUCCAGACCGCCAUCUACGUCGUGCGCACGAUGACCGGCGUCCUCUCGCAGCUCGUUGUCGCCUUCUUCCUCAACGGCAAGGUGUACAAGGGGUCGUUUGACUUUGCCGUUGGUCCCAACGUCAUCUUUGGCAUCUGCCUCGUGCCGUGCGUCUUUGUCGUCUUCACGACCAUCUUUGUGGUCGUCGAGAAGAAGACGCCGCGUGUCCCGUUUGGCGAGUGGGCCAGCAUGUUCUGGACCCUCCUCCAGAAGCGCGUCUUGUGGCAGAUUUGCGCGUUCCGCUUUAUCAGCAACUGCUUCCAGUCCAUGGGCGCGACACCGGGCGGUCCUUUGGCUGCGUACUGGGCCCAGGUCGAGCCGCUCAACGACUCGCUCUCGGGUGUCUUUGGCAGCUUGAUCUUCUCCGGUAUCCUCGUCGUCGUCGGCAAGUGGGGCCUCAACUGGAACUGGCGCUGGACGAUCGCGCUCUCGUCGCUCGGUGUGAUUGCCAUUGACAGCUUUGUCAUCUUUAUGACGAUUUUUGACGGGUUCCGCAACCAGUGGUUCUUCACGGGUGUCGCGCUCGCCGACAACGUGCCGGGCGGUGUCCGCUUCAUUGUGUCCACGUACUGCGCCGUCGAGAUUGCCGACAUUGGCAACGAAGGUGCGACGUACGGUCUCGUCACGACGAUCUCCAACCUCGCGUCGCCGUUCGCGUCCGUCAUUUACAAGUACAUCAACUCGUACUUCAAGGUCUCGGUCAACGACAUCAAGUCGGAUACGCCCGAGAUCCGGUGGGAAGUCGCGUACUGCUACAUCAUCUCGUUCAGUUGCAAGGUCGGUGCGCUCUUCUGGCUCUGGAUGCUGCCGCCGCAGAAGGCUGCCAUGCAGGAGCUCAAGAAGCGCGGCGGCAAGAGCAAGCUUGCGGGCGCCAUCUUGAUCUUCAUGUUCUUUGGCGCGCUCUCGUUCGCGAUGACGAGCAACAUCAUGGCCAUCUUCCCGUCGACCAAGUGCUACCGCAUCGCCGGCGGCAAGGGCACGGUCAACGGCUCGUGCAUCGUCAAGAAGUAA
Molecule: messenger RNA, 1734 nt
Organism: Saprolegnia parasitica CBS 223.65
Lineage: Eukaryota; Oomycota; Saprolegniomycetes; Saprolegniales; Saprolegniaceae
Exons: 1
Coding region: 1-1734 (577 amino acids)
Source: RefSeq, a predicted model, not a curated record